AUGUCGUCGUCGUCAAGUAGUGAUAAAAACAUAUUCGAGUAUCCUACACAUAUAAUUCAAGAAAUAAUCAAAGAAAUCAAACGAAAAUUAACAGUAACAGAACAAAAAACAUUGGAAGAAUUCAUUACAACCAGAGGAAUUAUAAUAGAUAAUAAACAUAAACACACUAAUUAUAGCAAAACAGACAAGCUUACAAUAUAUAAAGGAAUUCACACAGUAUUAAAACAAUUUAAAGAUUACAAAAUUCAAAAUCAAAAACCCAUAAACGAGGACAUUGAAAUGGAGAAUACAAAUCAACCUCCAAAAACAUACGCCGAAGGUGAUAUUAUGCAACUCUUAACGGCUUUAUUGCAACAACAACAAUUACAGCAACCAUCACAGCAAUCUGAUAAUGGGCAUGUUAAAAUCCCAACACCACCCUUGUAUGAUGGAACAAGAGAUGUGACCAAAAUUGAUAAUUGGUACACAUCUGUGGAACAUUAUUUAAACUUUAACAAUUUUGACAAAUCCCGAUGGGUAACUUACGCCAUAUCAUUACUAACUGAUCAUGCACGCUUGUGGUACUAUAGAGUCAAGAAAACAUAUGAUUUAACAACAUGGGAAAUGUUUAAAGCCCA
Molecule: messenger RNA, 617 nt
Organism: Mucor mucedo
Lineage: Eukaryota; Fungi; Mucoromycota; Mucoromycetes; Mucorales; Mucoraceae
Exons: 1
Source: RefSeq, a predicted model, not a curated record